AUGUGUAAACUGUGCAACCUGUUCUCCCCACACCCAGCACAGCUCCUCUCCCACGUGUCUGAGAAGCACCACACAGAGGGGCUCAACCCUGAUGACAUCAUUGUGGCCCUCAUGCCAUUGACAGCUCCACUGGAGAAGGGUGGAGGUGGAGGUGAGCACCUCUUCAAAGCAGCCAGGGCUACUAAGGGUGGAGGUGGAGGUGAGCACCUCCUCAAAGCAGCCAGGGAUACUAAGGGAGGAGGUGGAGGUGAGCACCUCUUCAAAGCAGCCAGGGAUACUAAGGGUGGAGGUGAGCACCUCUUCAAAGCAGCCAGGGAUACUAAGGGAGGAGGUGGAGGUGAGCACCUCUUCAAAGCAGCCAGGGAUACUAAGGGUGGAGGUGGAGGUGAGCACCUCUUCAAAGCAGCCAGGGAUACUAAGGGUGGAGGUGAGCACCUCUUCGAAGCAGCCAGGGAUACUAGGGCAUUGCAACAACCGACUGUAUUAUCAUGUUUCUUUGUUUUUCACCAAAGGUGAACGAUCUGAAUAAUUGGCUACUGAGUGCCUCGGUAGUCCUUCAAACAUUUGUAACUGAUUGUAAUCCGAUUUUGACAGCUCUUUUUAAUCCAGGACUAGGCUUAAUUUGUGUCUGGGAAACCGGCCCUAUAGGUCUGUCUGUUUCUAAUAGAGUGAUUGAUGGCAGUGAUCAUAUUUCCCCCACAGAUAGCCCUGUCAAGAGGAAACGAGGACGUCCUAAGGGCUCAACCAAGAAGAUUGUAGCUGUUGGGCACAUGACAGAGACUACUAGCCCCAACCAGAAGAAGCAGAAACAACAGACAGUAGAGGCCCAAUCAGAAGCUGGGCCAGUGGAAGAACCAGAGGACGACAAUGCUCUGGACUGUAAGAAGUGCAACCGUGUGUUCGGCAACAAGCGACAGAUCAUGAAACACAUCUGCUUGAUAGACCUCAGAGAGGAUGGGGGAAGAGGAGGACAA
This is a messenger RNA of Coregonus sp. 'balchen', 974 nucleotides long. NCBI's taxonomy places the organism in Eukaryota, Metazoa, Chordata, Actinopteri, Salmoniformes, Salmonidae. The record is from the annotation of a GenBank genome assembly.